CACAGUUGAAGGAAGGAAGGAUAGCGGAGACACCGUGUGUUGCAGGGCAUCAUUAUGACUCGUAUUCACCUAGGCAUCCUCAUAUUCAGUCUCCUCGCCAGCGUGAAUGGUUCUUCAACAGCCCACAACAAUACGGAGGGUUCCGACACCGAGGAAGCAGCAAGAAUGCUCGGCCCCUUCCUUCCUUGGUCGCUGUCGCUUUUCCCAUACGCAGCACCGGUGAUCAGCAAGACCAUAUUCCUCACCCUGGCGUCCGGUGUGGCCUAUUUAGCGCUCUUCGCUGGUUCAUUUUUCUUCCCAUCGCUGGGUUCCCUCCUCGGCAUCAGACCCUUCACCUUCCGGUCUUUCAGCGAUAUUAAGGCUGAACACGUAAACAGAGUCGCACGCGCUGUCCAAGAAGCAAUUGAAACCACAACGGCUGCUGUGGAGGACAAUGCCUCCACGAACUGUCGGCGAAGGCUCGUCUGCGAAAUGUCCAAGGCCAUAUCAGAUGGCGUUCCUGCUGUGCCUUUCGUGGAUAACCUUUUCAGGAACAGUUCCGAAGACACGAAUACGUACCUGGGCGCAUGGGCCAGCGGCUGGUUAGGAAACGACUGUUCAGUCUUUCACAAAAAUUGCGACCUGGCAACUUCCGAGGGUUUCGCUUCAGUCGUCUCUUUCUUCGGUGGCCCUAACAGUUACGUUGGAUCACUCCUGACACGUUUCAGCAACGGAUCUAGAGAUCCCGGGACGUCGACGAUGUACUGGGUGACGUCGACGCUGGCUAAGGUCGUAACUUCUACACUUCCAUCGGGCUCUACGCCUCCUCCCGCAGUUCUCGAAGCCAUCGCAACCACCUUAGCUCGUAAUGUCAUUGAAUCGACGUCGCCUUAUACGGAACCUCAUCCCUUGGACAAGCCAGUAUAAUUGCGGGGGAAAUCUCGAUGCUUUGACACUGAUAUUUUAUACUUCGACUCAUGUGACAUUCCGCUGUCAUUGACUAAAUAAAACAUUAUCAUCGA
Molecule: messenger RNA, 1001 nt
Organism: Ornithodoros turicata
Lineage: Eukaryota; Metazoa; Arthropoda; Arachnida; Ixodida; Argasidae
Exons: 3
Coding region: 55-906 (283 amino acids)
Source: RefSeq, a predicted model, not a curated record